Molecule: messenger RNA, 10068 nt
Organism: Ostrea edulis (European flat oyster)
Lineage: Eukaryota; Metazoa; Mollusca; Bivalvia; Ostreida; Ostreidae
Product: transcription factor SOX-9-like
Exons: 3
Coding region: 8082-9464 (460 amino acids)
Biological process (GO): morphogenesis of an epithelium; negative regulation of transcription by RNA polymerase II
Cellular component (GO): nucleus
Molecular function (GO): DNA-binding transcription factor activity, RNA polymerase II-specific; RNA polymerase II cis-regulatory region sequence-specific DNA binding
Source: RefSeq, a predicted model, not a curated record
UAUUAAAAGCUGAUUCGUUGAUAACAUUGGUUUUUAAUUACUAUGUCUUUUAGAUUUUUCAAGCUCUUCCUUGAUUGUAACACAUUGCCAUUUAGUGAUACCAUUUAAACGAUCUAAUGAUAUUGCCACUUAGUCAAUCAAAUAAGUGACAUCUCUCAAAAGGAUUAAUGAUAUCAAUAAAACAUAAAACAAUUAAGUGACAUCUCUUAGUCAUUGUAGUGAUAUCACAUAUUGAUGACAUCACUUAGUCAUUGUAGUGAUAUCACAUAUUGAUGACACCACUCAAUCAUUGUAGUGAUAUCACAUAUUGAUGACAUCACUCAAUCAUUGUAGUGAUAUCACAUAUUGGUGACAUCACUUAGGCAUUGCGGUGAUAUCACAUAUUGAUGACAUCACUCAAUCAUUGUAGUGAUAUCACAUAUUGGUGACAUCACUUAGUCAUUGUAGUGAUAUCACAUAUUGGUGACAUCACUUAGUCAUUGUAGUGAUAUCACAUAUUGAUGACAUCACUUGGUCAUUGUAGUGAUAUCACAUAUUGACGACAUCACUAAAUCAUUGUAGUGAUAUCACAUAUUGGUGACAUCACUUAGUCAUUGUAGUGAUAUCACAUAUUGGCCCUUUUACUAAAUAGAAUACUAGUAGUAAAUUAUCCUUUUCUGUCGUCAAGAAUUAAGGUGACACAAAAGAUGCAAUAUUAAAAUCCAUUGAAAAAAUUAUUCUAUCUUGUCAACGUUACUUUAAAAAUCAUGACAUCCAGAUAUACAUGUUCGUGACGGUGACACAGAAGAAAGAUCUUUUAAGGAGGGGGGAUGUUAAGUUUUGGCGUAUAGCAGUAUAUACAUAUGAAAGACAUCCGAACGUUUGUCCUGACCAAUCAUAAUGUCCGUUUUGAUGCGAAUGAAAUGAUAAAUCUUGUGAAUAAUUCAGAAAUAGAAAAUGAAAUGUAUGUCUCCUUGAGCUCAAUUGUAAUUUUGUUUUUAAAAAUUUAAUCCCAACAUCAAUUCAGCAACCAUAUUUGUUUACCAGACAGUCGGAUAUUUCAGCUCAUACACGUUCCGGCCCGUGGAUUGACUCAUGAAAGGUUCUUAUUGAAGGACAAGAUGAACUUCCUUUUGAGUGAUUUGAUUUAACCGUUUAAUGAUAUUACUUAUUCAGAAGAUUUUAUCAAGUUAUAUCACUUAGUGAGUAUUUGAUAUCACUUAUUCUAAGUUAUAUUAUUUAGUGAGUAGUUGCUAUCACUUAUUGUAUUAUAAGUUAUAUCACUUAGUGAGUAGUUGAUAUCACUUAUUGUAUUAUAAGUUAUAUCACUUAGUGAGUAGUUGAUAUCACUUAUUGUAUUAUAAGUUAUAUUAUCUAGUAAGUAGUUGAUAUCACUUAUUGUAUUAUAAGUUAUAUUAUCUAGUGAGUAGUUGAUAUCACUUAUUGUAUUAUAAGUUAUAUUAUUUAGUGAGUAGUUGCUAUCACUUAUUGUAUUAUAAGUUAUAUCACUUAGUGAGUAGUUGAUAUCACUUAUUGUAUUAUAAGUUAUAUUAUUUAGUGAGUAGUUGAUAUCACUUAUUGUAUUAUAAGUUAUAUUAUCUAGUGAGUAGUUGAUAUCACUUAUUGUAUUAUAAGUUAUAUUAAUUAGUGAGUAGUUGAUAUCACUUAUUGUAUUAUAAGUUAUAUUAUCUUGUGAGUAGUUGAUAUCACUUAUUGUAUUAUAAGUUAUAUUAUUUAGUGAGUAGUUGAUAUCACUUAUUCUAUUAUAAGUUAUAUUAUUUAGUGAGUAGUUGAUAUCACUUAUUGUAUUAUAAGUUAUAUUAUCUAGUGAGUAGUUGAUAUCACUUAUUCUAUUAUAAGUUAUAUUAUUUAGUGAGUAGUUGCUAUCACUUAUUGUAUUAUAAGUUAUAUCACUUAGUGAGUAGUUGAUAUCACUUAUUCUAUUAUAAGUUAUAUUAUCUUGUGAGUAGUUGAUAUCACUUAUUGUAUUCUAAGUUAUAUUAUCUAGUGAGUAGUUGAUAUCACUUAUUGUAUUAUAAGUUAUUUUAUCUAGUGAGUAGUUGAUAUCACUUAUUGUAUUAUAAGUUAUAUUAUUUAGUGAGUAGUUGAUAUCACUUAUUGUAUUAUAAGUUAUAUUAUUUAGUGAGUAGUUGAUAUCACUUAUUGUAUUAUAAGUUAUAUUAUUUAGUGAGUAGUUGAUAUCACUUAUUGUAUUAUAAGUUAUAUCACUUAGUGAGUAGUUGAUAUCACUUAUUGUAUUAUAAGUUAUAUUAUCUUGUGAGUAGUUGAUAUCACUUAUUGUAUUCUAAGUUAUAUUAUCUAGUGAGUAGUUGAUAUCACUUAUUGUAUUAUAAGUUAUUUUAUCUAGUGAGUAGUUGAUAUCACUUAUUGUAUUAUAAGUUAUAUUAUUUAGUGAGUAGUUGAUAUCACUUAUUGUAUUAUAAGUUAUAUUAUUUAGUGAGUAGUUGAUAUCACUUAUUGUAUUAUAAGUUAUAUUAUUUAGUGAGUAGUUGAUAUCACUUAUUGUAUUAUAAGUUAUAUUAUUUAGUGAGUAUAUGAUAUCACUUAUUGAAUAGGUGAUAUCACAUAGUCGUUUAAAUGAUAUCACUAAAUGGCCAUGGAUAUGAAAGCUGCGUCCCAUGCCUAACGGUCAGUGUGUCUUGUUUUAUAGUGCACACGAACAUGUGGGAAAAUUGUUUGUAACCGAAGUAAUAUUCUGUAAAAUAUGAGUUCGUUGAUCCACCACCAUAUAGAAUUAAUGGAAAGUGUCCCGACAUAAUGUAUACAAAAUCAUUGAGAAUUUCGGUUUUUCGAAGACUUCACGAGGAAUUUUAAAAUAAUAUAUGAAUAAACUCGAGAAAUUCAUAGCGCAAAGUCUUCGCAUAACAUGUAAUUUUAUCGUAAUUAUCCGCUGAGAUCAGGCCGAGGUGAUUGAUGAUCUUCAAAUAUAUUGGAAGUAAAUUUCAGGAUUGUAUAUAUUAUUGAGAGUGAUGAAUGAGAAACGUUAUGGAUGAAGAAUUGCGAGCUUUAACAUACAUGUGAGCAUUUCCCUGAACUAUAUGUCAUCUCAUUAUCAGUGUACAAUAUUAUUUUUCCCCUGAAGUGUGUCAUCACAUCAUCAUUAUACGGUUUAGGGGGACUAUACAUGUAAUCACAUCUUCAUUAUAUACAGUUUUUUGUUAUUUUGGGGUUGUUUUUUUUUUUUUGACUAUGUAAUGACAUCAUCAGUGUGCAGUAAAAUUAAGUUCUUUAUAUCUUUUUGUCGCAAUUUUGAAUAUCCUGUUUUUAACUGCAGUGCGUCCUACCCAUAUAGUGCAGUUGCUCAGCAUUGUAGAAUUUCCGGGCAAGCAUGUGCCCUCAUUUCUCAUCGACGGAUACGUCCUGUUUAAAACAAAAAUUCAACGACUUUAUAGCUGGUUUAAAAUAGUGAAAUUAAGACUUAUUCUUUUAAAGUAUGGAAGUGAAAUACUAAUUUUGAGCUUGUGUUCGCUGCUACACUUAACAUGGACGCUUUUCGUGUAGAGAAAGUUUAGUGGAUUUCUGGACAGAAGAGCAUACGUGAUAUAUGUCAGAGCGGUAAAGCACAAGGGUGCGACGUAAUUCACAUUAAUAUAGAGGGGCAAGGAGACAAGCAAUUAGUUUCUCAGUUGAUGCACUAACAAUCGGUGUGCUUGAAUAAUCUGUGUGGCCAUUUCAUGAUAUACAUAUACAAAAUCUGUCAAUUUCACUAAUUUUAUUGGUAUUGAUUUGAUCUAAUAUCUAUUAUGAGUGAAACAUGAAUAUAAUGCUAUACGCCUUUUCCGUAUAUACGGUCAGACAUAGAACAGUAAAUAAAAAAACCAUUUAUAAGUUAAUUUAAUUUAUAAUAUCAAAUAUACAUGAUACAUGGUGUAGGUUACUUGCAAAUACGUGAGUAAAAUCUUCAGUAUAGAUUUACAUAUGAUUUCAACACACAGAUGUAUUCUGUGCAUGUAUACAUUUAAUAUGAAUUAAAAGACGUUAUGUAUAUUUUAGUAUAAUGUAUAAACUUAUGGCAACAUUUUGAGCCACAACGAUUUCUUCACUAAGUAUUCUUAUUGUAUGGUUGAAAUUCGAUACCAUAAGGGACACCGAUCGUUGUACUUGCACCUAUUGAGAGAGAUUUCCCUUGGUAAAAAGGAAAACCAUCAAUAUAGCGCAUCAAACAUCGGAUAAAAGCGAUGAAGAAACCCGCCCAGAGUCGGUGAAAGAGUAAAUCAGAGUAAUAUGGACGAUUUGUCUUCAACAUGAGAAAUGAUAUCUGUAAACACAGCGUAUACACAUAAAAAAAAAUCAUGUUACUUACUAAAAAAAUUUAUUCAGAUUAGUAGUACAACUGUGCAGAGUGAUUCACAGUAAUUACCAUUUAAUUACUUAAACUUUUAAUUUUUAUUGAUCAUGUGUCGUGAAGGUUCCAUCACUUUGACUUUUUCCCCUUAUCUUUCAAUAGGAAACCCUUUUGUACGCUGGGAAAUGACGUCAUCUCUGUUUAGACUCCGUUUAACCUUUGGCAAACCUGGAGUACAUUAUCUGACAUACAUCACACCACAGAGCAGAUAGUACAUGAAUAACAAUGGAACCAUUUGCAUAUCUAUACUUUACCAUUCAGUUAUAAAAAGUAACAAAUUGGAAUUAAAUUACCAUAAAUUAUCAGAAUUUAGACUUUUACGAUACAAAUUUUGUAAGAUCUACGUACAAUUUUAUGCCAUGUAGAACGCCCUGUUAGCAAAAUCUUUGAAGAUCUUUCGAAGUGAUGGAAAUCGUUUCUCACGAUGAGUUGCAGAUUUAUUUAUCUCAACUCCCCGCCACAUCUUGCCAAUACGUGUAUAUGCGGUAGUUCAUCACUCGUUAAUGGUAUACCUCAAUUGUACAAUGCAUGUCUUUUUUUUUUUAUUUGAAACUUAUUAAAAAGCUGUAGAUCUAUAUUUGGACACCACAGCAUUUUCUAAUACAGUUCAAACCGCGAUACUUUCUAAUGUUUCUAGCGAAAAUUGAAUAUCAAGACAUACAUGUAGGCUAUAUAUACCUAAAACUGGUAACUUUUAAUUUUCAUUUGUGAACGAACAGCUAGAUUUAGCCGGAAAAAAACCUUCAAAAACAUCCUUGGGACGAAGUUUCAGCUUUAGUCAGAGAAAAUAAGAUCUAGUGAUGCUUUUAUUUUUAUUUGUAGUGAUCUAAAGAAAACUCCAACAAAUUCUUUUUCAUCACUGAAAUGAUUUCAUCAAAUCAUUUCAGAAAUGUUCAAUCAGCUCAUGAUGAAUAUCAUAAAAAAUCUUACUAGUGUAUUAGCAAUAUCAAGGAGAAGAACUCGUAAGUUGUACGAACUUGCUUCUGAUCCUAUUGUAUAUAUUACAUACAAUAAAAUACGUUCAAAUCAAAUCAGCAUCAUCAUUUCAAUCUAACAAAUAUCAUAAACCCAUAACGUACAUUGUAUUUAUCAGAAUGUGUAUUAUCUAUCUAUCACCAAUGUUUAACCAUAUUGUUUAGCUAUUGAAAUGACGCUAGAUCUACAACUAAUAAAGAAAGGUGGCCCUACACAAAAAUAAAGGGGAAAAGACAACUGUUAAACACGUGUUUCUAUGUCUCAUAAAGGUUAAACGCAUAUGUAUGUAUGAUAACGGGCUCUAUUUCGUCCCAAAGUCAACAUAUGUGCUUUUUGUUUCAAAUUAAGUGUAUUUUGUGCAAGAAUCGUGAUACUGUUAUUCUCACCUAGAACCGGAAUUAUGACAUCACAAAAAUGACGUUUUGCCGCUAUUUUCGGUAUCUUAAAAAUGAUCAUUUUUCACGGUUUUUCUUCUACAAAACAACGAGCACAGGCUUGGGCAAACUUUUUAUUUACACCAUAUACUUAUCUUUCCAGUACACAUGUAAAAAAUAAUUGUUUGUUCAUAGUUGCGCUCUAGGAUUUCUGAAAGAAAACGUUCACAAAACGGAAGUUGAUUAAAAUUGAAAAAUUGCGUCACUGUAUAGUAGUGUAGAUGCAAUGUACUCCAAAUGACUGUAAAUAUCAGAGACAAAAUAUGUGAAACUGUAUUGGGCAGGAUCUCCUUUACGAAAUAAAAAAAGAUUUAUUCUUCCUAUAAAACUUUAAAAUUUUGAGUUCCACGUGGGCCCAGUAAGACUGUUAUCGAACCUUUUAUUAGUUUCAGUUCAUUGUGAAAUAAAACACACAGGCGUUAUAUUGUUGAUCAUAUUAACCCUUUUUAAAGUACAUUUACCAUUCCAGUUUUCGCCGAUAGCUGUUUUGGGAUUCCCCACAAACAAGAUUGAAAUUACUUUUAUUUAAUUUUUAAAAUAUGUAUUUUAUCGUUAAAGUCAUCAAAAGAAUUGAAAAUCGUAUUCUAUGAUUUGAAAUAAUGGAUUUCUUAUCAGCACAAGUAUUGUACGUAUUUCAUAUUUUGUGACUUUCUAUUGGGUAUUGGAUAACAUAACACUUGAAACAGCUUUGUAAACAAGAUGUUUUAGACGGGAUAGUAAUGCUUAGACUGCAAAAUUGAAGACAAGAGGAUGUGCUGGCGAGAUAGACAAGAGGACAACCGGAGCCGGUGGGAAAGUAUGAUGAAACUGGAAUGUCUGGAGUGGCGAGUCCCUGCUCUAAAACGACACAAUCUACUUCUUAAAAUAAUUGGGGCGACACAACUUAAUCGUUUGAUUUACUCUUUCCAUCAUAAAAGCAUAUAUAUUUCUUUAGAUUUUGAGGUCUUUUUCCGCAUACUUAUGAACAGAUAAAUGUUCUAUCAUAUUUACGUCGGAAAUUUUGCAGUCUCGUCGAGAGAAAAAAUUCUUUUAAUUAAUAUGAGUGAUUGGUCUGUUUAUCAUGCAAGAAUUUGUGCCUAUUCUGGUAGUACAUUUAUUUACAAAUUUUAAUUUUAGAACAUUUGAUUUCAGACUUUGAGCUCCCUGGCGCGAGUUGUCAUAGUAAAUUGUUUGAAAUGUCUGGGUUACACUCGACAUUGAGACCAAGCUUGUUUGUCAACCAGUGGACAUCUGUGACCUUUAACCUAUUAUUUUUUAGAUUUUGACAUGUGAUCCGUCUUUGAAGUUUCAGGAUAUCGAUCUAUUAUGCGAAAUAAUACGUCUGAAUCUUAUUUCGCAGACGAUGAUCCCGUUCUAUAUGUGUAUAAUUCUUCUUUUUUUUAAUUUCUACGCUGGAAUAGAAUCUUGAAUCGUGCCCAGAGAAAACAGUUUACCUGGACUACCUGUGUUUCUAUCAAUGAGAAACGUACAACCUUAACACGUGCUUUAACCAUUUAUUACUUUUAUGAAUGAAGGAGGCGGGGAUUAUGUAGGAUUUGAUAUCUGAACAAGAGUUUCUACAACUGUGUGUUAACACUGCGUGAAAUGUCAUCAAGUGUAACAACUAUUGAGAGAAAAAAUUCCCCAUGUUCUACAAAGCAGAGUAAAAAUGAAUUUUCCGAUUGUUUAUUGCAAUAACAUUGAUGAACAUUUCCCUAAUCAUUGAAUAGUACAUGAUGAAUUACAAAAGACUAGAUUUUACAAUCUUAUAUACAUUUGAUCUUGAUUACGUUUACCUCUCUUCAAAGCAAUCGGCAAUUUCCCAUGUAUCAUUGUUUUUUCAGUGAUUUUCAUUGAUUAAAAAUUUAAGCAGUUUGCGUUUUGAAUCGAGCACAUCAAAAAUACGGGAGUAAAUAAUGCUUGCCAGUUAACAAAAAAUCGGAGCCAAAACAUAACAAACUUUUUUGACAAAUAAUAUUUUUGACCAAUAAAAAUCUCGGCUGUCCUCAAUUUAUUCCACAAGCGUAUAGCAUUAUGAUGUCAAGGGCUUAAUUGAGAAUUUGAUUGGUUCACCGACAGCGACAAUUCACCGCAUGCGUCAGCCCAUCGUUAAUGGGCGGUCCUACGGGCUUUAUUAUAUGCGAAUGUCCGUUUAUCAGGAGUAACAAGUUGUUUCAAACUUUAGUUUACAAUUGCAUGACAUGAAGAGAACACUUGCAUUAUAGAAGAUUUUGCUAACUUGUACAUUUUGAGAAUACUGUGAUUUACUAAAACACGCGCCAUCAGUUCACCGUGUUUAAGAGAGACAACUGUUCGUUUAUUAGACAUUUUCGGUGGGAACUUUUUAUAUGCAGAUGAAAAUGAGCGAUUCCGACGAAGGGAGAGGAUCCCCUUGCACACAACCCUCCACUGAGCAGCUUCUGAAAGCUGUUCGUGCAGCUGGACCGAUCACCGCAGACGAUAGCAUUCUCAGCAAAGCCAACUUGGAUGAUCCAGGAAAGUUUCCGAAACAAAUUCAGGAAGCUGUCUCGCAAGUCUUAAAAGGAUAUGAUUGGUCUCUAAUACCAAUGCCACAAAGAGGACCAAAUGGAGAGAAAAGGAAACCACACAUCAAAAGACCAAUGAAUGCGUUCAUGGUCUGGGCUCAAGCUGCAAGGAGAAAAUUAGCUGAUCAAUACCCCCACCUUCACAAUGCUGAGCUUAGCAAGACUCUAGGCAAACUUUGGAGACUUCUGAACGAAGAUGAGAAAAGACCAUUUGUUGACGAAGCAGAAAGGCUCCGAGUCCAACACAAAAAAGACUACCCCGACUACAAAUACCAGCCUCGCAGGCGAAAACCUCUCAAAAGUGCUAGUGGCAGUCCUGCAGAAUCUAGCGGAAGUAUGCCUCACGCCAUGAUGUUCAAAGGCAUGCAAGGGUCUCCCACAGGCAUGAGUGAUGGGGACUCCAGCGAUUGUUCCUCUCACAACAACCAUGGUCCACCCACUCCGCCCACUACACCCAAUCAGCAUGACUUGAUCAACCUUAAAUCCAUGGCUGACCGCAUGCGCGCGGUGCGCCACAUUUCAGGAGGGCACCAAAACCCUAUAGAUUUCAGCAGAGUUGACCUAAGAGAGAUUGCUCCUGAGGUAGUGGCGUAUAAUGACUUGGAAGAAUUUGACAGAUAUUUGCCAACCACCGCUGCCAAUCCAACCAUUCAAGGGGAUAACGAACAGUAUACGCCAUGCUAUGGUAUGACUUCAUGCACCACCGGUACAUCUUCUUCCUGGACCAGCUCUUAUAGACCCCCAGGGUCCAUGUGCUUGCCAACCUACAAUAUGACACAAAACAAUGACAUGUCUACCCCUUACGAUUUGUCUAACCAUCACUCGCCGCCCAGUGGCAAUCCGUCUCAAUCUCCAAAUAUGCAUAGUCCUUCUUACCAGAGCAGCGCCAGUGACUGUAAAUAUUCGGAUCACGAGGAAUCCAAUCCUUCCGUGAAGCUGGAACCAUUAAAUGGACGUCAGCAAUCCUCAACCCAACAGUACAACUAUAGUCUGUCUCCCCCUCCCCGAUAUGGCAUCGAUGGUCACCAUGGCAACUCCUAUGUGUCUCAUGGCAACGGUUCCUAUUCCUCCUCCUCCUCUUCCACUGGCUCUCAGUCUUACCAAUUCAUGGGCAUGAACCGACAAAUGUUCAAUCCAAUCCCUGCGGCCGUACCUUCGGACCAGCAAUGGGAUAGAUAUGCUUAAAAAGACAUUCGUGUGAUAUCGGACCUUACUGUAUCGCUGUGAUCUCUCGUAACACCUCGUCCGUGCUCUCUUUGUAAUUCUGUGCGAAUGCUUGCUUGUAAACUCUGCAAGGGAUGGAUAAUUGGGGGGUUUCUCUGGAGAAACUUGAUAGCCUUGGUGUUUCUUUCAUAUUUUUGUGUGCACGGAUGACAUACUUUGUAACUUAUCCAUUUUUAUUACUUUCUAUGUGUAUGACUCACAGAGAAAUAAAGUCCCCUUGACAAUUCAUGCCAUUUAUUUGUUGUCACCGGUGCUAAGCUAGAAUCCAGUAUUUAGUACUGUGUGACCAGUACGUUUUGUUGAAAAACAAGACUUUGAUAACAUAAUAUAUAUUUAUUUUUAUAUCUCUAUUGCCAAUGUUUUGUUGUAUGUUUUCCACUUUAUAUUUGAUAUUCAAAUGACUCGAUCGGGAGGAAUCAAUCAACUGCUUUUUGAUAUUUAUCCUUUACGAAGACGCAAUCGAAAAAAUUCUAUGCAUUUAUUAUCAUAUAUCAUUUAUUAAUUUAUGUAUAUUUUGAUACUGUUGUAUAUAUUUGUAAAAAAUAAAAUGAUCUUCCAAAAAAAA